AUGUUAUAACAUCUGAGUUUACAAUAAUUGGAGCUUCUAUAUACAAAAAGAAAAAGGUAGCAAAAAUAUUAGUCUGCAGAAUUAUAAUUAACAGCAAAAGAGCUUUAAGAUUUCAAUGGUAAAAGACCUGAAGACACAAGAUUACAAUUUGAGAAUGAAGAUGAAGACUAAUUAAAUACUCAUUAAGAUUCAAUUAAUCUUUUAAAUGAAGAGAUAGUUGAUCAUAUCUAUUAAAAUCCAUCAAAAAAAAGAUUAAUGAUAAUUGGAAUGGGUUUAAUGUAAUGUGUGUUAAUUCUUAUUACUCAUUUUAUGGGAGUAUUUCUUUUUGAUUCUGAAAUAUUUUCUUUUAUUUUUUGCACUACUUUAGUUAUUUAUUUCAUUAAAAUAGCAGUAAGUUGGAUUUAAAGUCCAGAUAGAGGAAAACUAAUAACAAAAUAAUAAGUAUGUGCAUUUGUAUUAGGAAUGUAAUUGGGAAUGAUUACUGCCAUUAUCUUAAAUUUUAAUCAAGAAAAUAAAUUAUUUAAUAUCCUGAUUGCUUUUAUUCCAUGCACAAUAAUGAAUAUCAUGUUUAUAUAUUUUUCAUACAAAUAUUAAACAAUAUUAUGA
Paramecium pentaurelia is the source of this 606-nucleotide messenger RNA. The record is from the annotation of a GenBank genome assembly. NCBI's taxonomy places the organism in Eukaryota, Ciliophora, Oligohymenophorea, Peniculida, Parameciidae.